AUGCCCUGGCGGCCUCUCUCUCGAAUCGCUUUUGCUGUUGCUAUAUACCCGUUUCAACCCUCGACCCCAGCCGAUUUACCUUUGGAGCUUGGCGAUGAGCUAUACAUAAUAGAACAAGGGGGUGCCAAUGGAGAAUGGUGCCGCGGCUAUCUCGUGGCUCCGCCAUCAUUGUUGGCGGGCUUAACGAGCACAAAAGGACAGACCCUGGAAGCGAGGGUCUUCUCUGGCAUUUUCCCCCGCAACUGUGUCGAGAUUCGCGAGGUCCUUGGCGAUGCAGACGGGCAGCGAACUUUGACAAAUGGAGACAGGAGGAGUAUCGAACCAGGGGACGGCCCGGACGGCGAUGUGAGGAGUAGUGUGGUCUCUUUGCAUGAUGACGAGUUUAUGACUGGGGAAGUAUCAAACGUUGUGAUUGCUAAAAAAGGGAAACCCUCUCAAAUCUUCAUUCACAAGCUAGACGAUGAUCAACAGAUCCCACGCUCGCCAUAUAGCACUACGUUGAAGUCGCCGUCCCUGCCUCACACUCCUAUCACAAUGACACCCCGAGACCCGCACGGCCCCAAACCGGCUGCACCUGUACCUAUGCUCAAGAUCGGUGACGAGACUCCAACCUCCCUGUCGGAACCUCUAGUGGACGAAAUUGCCUCGUGUUUACGCGAAUGGCAUUCGACGAACCUUCAUCAACUCUUACUUAACCGGCAAUAUGACGUUAUCGAGGAGAUGUCGGCUAUUGUUCAAGAACUGGAUCUUGCCAGGAGACAGCUUCUCUACAAUGUGCUCACCGCACAGGAGAAGGAAGGGUUGCGACAAGAGGUCGUGUGGAAACUGGUGCGGGCAAAUAAAAUGUUAAGCGGAGACGUCAUCGUUAGGGAUCCUGAACAACGGGGCCGCCUAUUGACCGGCGAAGAUUCCGCCAUCCAAUUGACAAAGCUUCAGUCUGAGAUGAGCAUGCUAGAAAGCAGUCCCACAAAUCCAUCCGACGUUGCAACGAUCCAUCACCUACUCUUAGAAGUCAAUGCAGUUUCGGGCAACUCUCCUGGUCCUGUUACGCUUGCUGUGAACUUGUGUUCUCAGUCGGAGACCGGUGGCCUCAACCCUCUGUCCGAAACAUACAUCUUAGACAUCCCAUCCCCGGAGAAAUUUGCAAGUAUGGGACAGAGCAGUAAACUCAAGACUCUUUUCACCGAAUUGUGUGCCACAGAUAUCGGCGAUGGAUCUGCGAACGGGCCCAAGCUAUACUUGGUCGUCGCAGUUCGAGCACCUGAAAUUGCCUCGACAAGCCUCCCGUCUCAACCAAGAUCUUCAGUUUCUAGGGAGGGAUCCUCCGCUUCCAGAACAUCAACGGGGGGCAAUCAACAAGGCAAGAGCAGUUUAAAGACCCGCCGCAGCAUGAUGUGGACCUCGAAACCACGCGGCAUUCCAAGCGCCGAGCAAGGUAAAGAGAUUACCAAAGGCUCGCCCGAAUCGGCAGAGAGCACGUCCAGCAAAAACCAAGAACAAGCCAAUAGCCAGCCGACGAAGGAAACCACUCAGAUCCGCACAAUAGGCGUGGGUGUCUUAGAGAUCUCACAGAUAGUUGGCCAAGACAAGGAUACUGAACAAGUAAUAAACAUCUGGUCUUCGUCAGAAGAAAAUGAGAAUGGGGAUGGGCAUGCGGAUGGCUUCGAUGAAGUAAUUCGCACAUUGCUUCCAAGCCCAAGCGGGAAGUAUGUGAGAUCUCCACGGGCCGCUCGGCUUCAUCUACACCUAUACCCCUUUGUGGGCACUGAUUCAGAUGUCUUGGUUCGGAAAAAUCCUACAAUCAUGCAUAACGUCGUCCAAACUAGGAGAAUUGGUUUUUCCCAGGCUCCGACAAAACCUAGAUCAGAUAUCUAUGUAACAAUAUCCCAUGCUACGUUUCCUCCUGAGGCCUUACUUUCGCAUCCUCAAGCAGGCCAAGUUCCCGUGCCGACAAAUUCAGAGCUCCGCAAUCUACAGUUGACCCUUGAGGUACGUGCCUCGUCAGGAGCUCGGAUAGAACGAUGUGUUUUCCCCUCGUCCAACAAUACGGCGCACACAGCUUGGCGCACCACGAUAGCUGCACGAGGUGUGCCUUGGAACCAGACCAUUCGCCUCAAUAUUCCUACGGACCAAAUUCCUGGGUCCCAUCUGAUCAUGAGCAUCGCAAACGCGCCUGAGUUUCCAUUUGCUCUUGCUUGGAUGCCGCUAUGGGACAAUCAAGCAUUCAUGCGAGAUGGCCCUCAUUCUUUACUGCUACAUGCCUAUGACAAGUUAACUUCCAGUAUCGAGAAUGGCAAGGGAGUCUAUCUGUCGCUCCCCUGGAGCUCACUGGGCAAGAAUGAGUCUGCUAAGGACGAGGCUAUCACGGGGCCGUUGGCUACGUUACGCUUGGAGACCAGCCUCUGUAGCACGGAGUAUUCCCAAGACCAGGUGAUUCUAAGUCUACUGAACUGGCGUGAACGUCCAGUAGGUGAAGUCUUGGAUACGCUGAAGAGGGCCCUUUUCGUUCCAGAAAUUGAGAUUGUCAAGCAACUAAGCAGUGUCUUCGACGCACUCUUUGGGAUCCUGGUAGAAAACGCUGGAAAUGAGGAAUACGAGGACUUAAUAUUCAAGAACCUGGUCAUGGUUCUCGGGAUCGUUCAUGACCGACGAUUCAAUCUUGGCCCAUUAGUCGACCAUUACGCUGAGAACCAAUUUAACUUCCCGUUUGCCACUCCAUGCCUCAUUCGAAGCUAUCAACGUCUCCUACAGGGUGGUUCCGAUGGUCAGCAGUCUCGUAACCUUCGUGCCACUUUUAAAGUGGGACGGCACGUCCUUAAAUUCAUUAUCAAUGCUAGGCAGCAGCAGAAAGUGAAGGAGGAGGGCAUCGGGAUCACCCGUGUUCAAUCGACUUUCAACCGGGACCUGCACAUGAUGUUCAAAUCUCUUGAGGCUCUCAUGAAGAAUCCUUCGCCUUCCAUGGUUGGAAGCAAGACUCUUGUUGUCCAACAUUUUCACACAUGGCUGCCGGAGCUAACAAAAGUGCUUCCCAAGGACGAAGUAAUCAUGAUAGCUCUCAGCUUUAUGGAUUCGUGCCAAGAUGUUAAAGUUGCAGAGCUCGCGAAGGAGCCAGACCCAUACGUAUACGACUUCAUGCCCAAGAUAGUCUCUUCAUAUUACACCAUUAUACCCGACGGUGUGGAAGAUACCAGUUAUCUCUCUCUGCUCUUCAGCAAAUCCUUCCCAUUCCAGGUGAAAUCGUCCAAGCAAACGCAAAAGUUUGAUGAAGCUUUGGUGGAGCUGUCUGCAAUCAUGGCAGCCACCGCAGCAAUACCUAACCCUAAGCGACCUCGGCUGAAGGGCUUGGAGCUUGCUACUUUUCUCUCCCAGGCUUUUGAGGUCCAUACUUCUAUCUUGAAUUGCGAGGCAUACCCAGAGAGCUGGCUCAGCGUUCAUGUAUACAACCACCGGGCGACUGUGAAGAGCUCGAAAGAUGCAGAGAAGUUUGAUACACGACUAUGGGAAAACUUUUUUAUGACCCUACUAAAGGUCGUGUCGAGCGACGUCCUAGCUCUCGAGACCUUCCCGGAGCAGAAACGGCGUGCUAUCUGGAAGAUCGCUGGCGAUGUCCGUGAGCAAGGCGCCGAGUUGCUGCAUUCCAGUUGGGAAGCCAUAGGCUGGGAUACCACAGAUGAAGAGAGGGAGCAGUAUGGCCUGAAAAAGCUUGGAGGAUAUCAGGUUCAGUAUGUCCCUGGUCUUGUGGCCCCUAUCAUCGAAUUGUGCCUCAGUGUCCACGAAGGCUUGCGACAUGUGGCGGUUGAGAUUUUGCGGACAAUGAUUCUCAGUGAAUGGAGUCUUAACCAGGACCUGUCCAUUAUUGAAACGGAGAUCAUUUCUAGCCUGGAUAAUCUCUUCAAAACGAAGAAUAUGAACGAAGGCGUUGUCCAAAAGCUCUUCAUUGCUGAGUUGACAGAACAUUUCGAGAGCUGUUCUUCUUUCGACGAGACCCUCUCAAAUGCGGUCAAAGCGCUUAUCGCAACUGUAGAUGAGCUUCUUGAUCUAUUUGUGGCCUCCCAAAGUGGAUCUAUGGCUGAAAGUUUGCAUUCCCUCAGGCUGAUGGAGUACAUGAAAGACAUGGGCCGUGAAGAUAUCUUCAUUCGCUAUGUUCAUGAGUUGGCUCAGCUCCAAGCCGCAGCAGGAAAUUUCACUGAAGCUGGCCUUGCACUCCAAUUCCAUGCCGAUCUCUAUGAGUGGGACCCCAGGCGAUCCCUUCCCGAGCUUCUUAACCCUCCUUUCCCAGAACAGACUUCGUUUGAGAGGAAAGAGUCCUUGUACUUCUCAAUUAUUCAAUUCUUUGAAGAUGCGAAAUCUUGGGCACAUGCACUCGUCUGCUACAAGGAGCUAGCUCAGCAAUAUGAAGAUACCAUCAUGGACUUCGCCAAGCUCUCGCGGGCACAAAGCUCGAUGGCUAAGAUAUACGAUAUUAUUGCCAAAGAAGAGAAACAAUUCCCGCGUUACUUCCGUGUGCUGUACAAGGGGCUCGGGUUCCCAUCAACUCUACGGGAUAAAGAAUUCAUCUUUGAAUGUUCUCCAACCGAUCGUAUGGCCUCCUUCAUCGACCGUAUGCAGAGGGAACAUCCGGCUGCACAGAUUGUAUCGCCGGGAGAGGUUCAUGAUUAUGAGGGCCAAUUUUUACAUAUCAGCCCGGUAACUGUUCACCGCGAUAUGACACAUCCGGUCUAUCAACGAUCUAAAGUCCCCUCAUCUGUAAGGGAUCACCUCUUGAUUUCCGAGCCUUGCCGCUUCAGUUCAACAAUAAAACGACAUAUCCGUGGUGCGGAUGUUCAGGAGCAAUGGGUGGAGAAGGCAGUCUACACCACUGCAGAGCCAUUCCCAAAUAUCCUUCGGAGAAGUGAAGUGGUUGCAGUUGAAGAGCUAGCGCUUACCCCCAUGCAAACCGCCCUUGAACGAACCUGGCGCAAGACUCAAGAACUGACAUUGCUGCAAAGGCGCGCCGCAUCUGGUGAGGACAUGAGCUUAUCGAACUUAACAGAGGCGCUAGAGCAGCUAUUAGAUCUCAAAUCGCCUUCCGCCGGCUGCGUAGCCCUCUAUCGACAGUUCUUGUCGCAUCCGCAAGGCGAUGUUGAGCAUGAAGAUACGCCAACACCAGUUGAUCCUCUGAACCAGGCUCUAGCUGUCGCUCUGAUUGAUCACGCCUUGGCAAUUAAACAAGCCCUGGCUCUCUUCUAUCGUCCAGCGCACCAAGCCACGCAGGCUGAAUUGAUGCGCCGCUUCGAAGAGGCGUUUGCCCCUGAACUUGCUUCUCUUAGUCCUGUCGUACAAGAGACACCCCAUUCAGCACCGCGUCAGUCCCCUCGCUCUUUACAAGACCGUAAAGGGCAGGCAGCUUUGCGCUCCAACACUCCGGAGCAGGAGCUGAUCCGCUCUUCGCGGCAAAGCCACACCCGCAAACAUUCCCAAAGGCCAUCAGUCAUUAGUAUCAUGAACCCCUUCAAACGUGUAAAUCCCGCGGCAGGCGGCUGGGCGAUCAAUGGUAAUGGAGAAACCAAGUCGCAACUGGAUAAUGGUCCAGUUGAAAACAGCCGGGUCGAGGAUACGGACCGUGAGGAUGCAGCAACAAUAAACAGCCGGACGACAAGUCAAUCACGGGAUACUCAGAGUAGGCGCAGAAGCUUCUUUGGAGAGAAGUUGCACAAGCAUGCCUCGUCGCUGUCAAUCACGAAACCUUUUUCUGAAGAUACCCAAGCGCAGAUAAGUCAACUUUCAGGUGCUUCCCAAGAUACAGGCGCGAAACCAGAGAAAUCGCAGGAGACCCUUGGUCGGACAAGUUCACAAAACAAAGGGGCCUCUGGGAAUGACCGACCGUCAGUGGUCAGCCCUAAAUCUGGAUGGUCCACGAUUCCUUCUAUUAGUGACUAUCCUCGCCCAGUGACACAGAGCAGUAGGACCUCACUGAGAAGCCCUGAUUUGGGUAGCCCGAAAAUUCCCCAGCAAACCAACUUUCAUACCGGGGGUGUUCGGGACUCUGUUAUGAAAAGAUUCAGCCUGCUUAAGGGUGUUGGGCGAAAGGGUAGUCGCCUCGAUUUUAGAUCUGAUACACAUGGCAUGGCAGUCCGCGAAGAGUAG
Molecule: messenger RNA, 6126 nt
Organism: Aspergillus nomiae NRRL 13137
Lineage: Eukaryota; Fungi; Ascomycota; Eurotiomycetes; Eurotiales; Aspergillaceae
Product: guanine nucleotide exchange factor DCK1
Exons: 3
Coding region: 1-6126 (2041 amino acids)
Biological process (GO): small GTPase-mediated signal transduction
Cellular component (GO): plasma membrane; cytoplasm
Molecular function (GO): small GTPase binding; guanyl-nucleotide exchange factor activity
Source: RefSeq, a predicted model, not a curated record